GGUAACUUCAUCUUGGUGGUUGAUGGUAUAUAAAAGUCGGUGGUACAGUUGCUUUGCAUCAGUCGUGUGUGGUUGGUCUGACGAAGUAAACCUUAUUCAAACGCAAUGUUCACUAAAACCGUGGUAGUCCUCAGCGUGGUGGCGGUAGCAGCAGCCGGUGUAGUGCACUUGGGGCAUGGAUACUCCGGCGAGGGCUACGGCCACGAGGCUGUCGCGUACGCGCCCGUUGCCCAGCUGGCAGCAUACGAAGAACACGACCAGCACGUUGAUUAUCACGCCCAUCCUAAAUAUGACUACUCAUAUUCCGUAUCCGACCCGCACACUGGUGACCACAAGACGCAGCACGAGGCUCGUGAUGGCGACGUCGUCAAGGGAGAGUACUCCCUCCUGCAACCAGACGGCUCAUUCCGCAAGGUCACAUACACCGCUGAUGACCACAAUGGGUUCAACGCGAUAGUCCACAACACAGCGCCAGUUCAUCCCGAGUACCACUAACCUACGAUGGCAGCUCGCCAUAACUCCCUUGUGAUAUUACGUGUACCUACUACUUAUAGAAUAGUCUUUAGUCGACAACAAACUUUUAUCUUAAGACUGCGGCGAAAAUAAACUUUCGAAAACUA
Messenger RNA from Leptidea sinapis, 620 nucleotides. RefSeq names its product cuticle protein 19-like. The transcript has 4 exons. Gene Ontology annotation, cellular component: extracellular matrix. Bases 106 to 495 code for a protein of 129 amino acids. NCBI's taxonomy places the organism in Eukaryota, Metazoa, Arthropoda, Insecta, Lepidoptera, Pieridae. The record is from RefSeq and is a predicted model, not a curated record.